AUGACAUCCACAAACCCCGACCCCUCCGCCGCAGCCCCGGCCUUCAUCCCCCUCGAAGCCAACCCGGAGCUCAUGACCUCCCUCCUCCACAAGCUCGGCCUCUCCCCGGCCCUCCAGAUCCACGACGUCUACUCCCUCACCGACCCGGACAUGCUCUCCUUCGUCCCGCGCCCCGCCCUCGCCGUCCUCCUCGUCUUCCCCGUCAGCGCCGCCUACGAGAGCCAUCGACUGGCCGAGGACGCCCUGCUGGACGAGUACAAGGGUAAAGGCCCGCAGGAGCCCGUUUUGUGGUUCCGCCAGACGAUUAGGAAUGCGUGCGGUCUCAUGGGGUUGUUGCAUGCUGUUGCUAAUGGGCCUGCGAGGGAGUAUAUCCAGAAACCAUCCGACCUCAACACCCUACUCGAAACAGCCGAGCCCCUCGAACCCGCCUCCCGCGCCCAGCUCCUCGAGAAGACGCCCGCCCUCGCCACGGCGCACCGCGAAGCCGCGUCGCAGGGCGCGACCGAGGCGCCCGAGGCCUCGGACGACGUGGACCUGCACUACGUCUGCUUCGUGCGCGGCGACGACGGCACGCUGUGGGAGCUCGACGGGCGGCGCAAGGGCCCGCUGAACCGCGGCCAGCUCGAGUCCGGCGAGGAUGUGUUGAGCGAGAAGGCGCUGACGUGGGGCCCGCGCAAGUUCCUCGAGAGGGAGGGCGCGGAUUUGCGGUUUAGUGCUGUUGCGUUGGCUGGGUCUCUUGAUUGA
This is a messenger RNA of Colletotrichum tamarilloi, 744 nucleotides long. Its product is annotated as ubiquitin carboxyl-terminal hydrolase, family 1. The record is from RefSeq and is a predicted model, not a curated record. Bases 1 to 744 code for a protein of 247 amino acids. Gene Ontology annotation, molecular function: cysteine-type deubiquitinase activity. The transcript is spliced from 2 exons. NCBI's taxonomy places the organism in Eukaryota, Fungi, Ascomycota, Sordariomycetes, Glomerellales, Glomerellaceae. Gene Ontology annotation, cellular component: cytoplasm. Gene Ontology annotation, biological process: protein deubiquitination; ubiquitin-dependent protein catabolic process.